AGUUAUUAAAAGGGGGCUGCGCUCGGGAGCAGAAAGAUAUUGGUUUCAUAACACAGCAGUGGUAGGUGUGUUGAGGCUUGUUUUGAGUAGCAUGAUGAGGCUUGCCUCGUCGCACAAAUCCAACCUACACGUUUGAUCUCAAGGCGACGCGCAAAUAACAGGACGUAUUUCCAGACUUCAGGGUCCAGGGUGAUCGACGAGCGGCUGUCCGGAGGGUUUCAAAGUGGACAUUCGAAGAAGGAAAGCGUGAUUUUGUUUUUUUUACUGGCUGUUUACAUAUGCAGUCCUCGGGAAAGUUAAAGGGGGCCGGUCUCAUUGAAGGGGAUGAAGGGCGCAUGGUAGGAGGGCAGCUGAUGGUCCUCUCUCACCAGCACAGCUUUUCUGCACUGAGGAGGAAUUCGUGUGAAGGGGGAGGCGCCCGAGCGAGGCGAGCAGCACGACUGCUGCCCGAAUUUAACAAUUAACCUUGAUGAACACAAUGGUUUCACUUGACAGGCGCAGGUGCGCGGAGUAUGCGAUACGGCGCAGCUGAGCGAUUCCGUGUUUGUGACCGGACACUGACGCAUUUUAUGCCACACACAACACAUAAACUACACGGAUAGAGGAUAUUUCAGCUGAUAUUUAAUUUUUUUCCACGGGACAGGAUGCACGUUGCAAUGGGAGCCCGUCCGAUACUCAUUCUCUUGCAGAAUCCGAAUUCAGGAGCAUUGUUGAAUUGAUUUGGAGACUUAUAUCGGAAUUUGACCGCCGUGUCAUUGCCCAGUCUACCAGUCCCAGCAGCUGAAAGGCAUCUUCUUAGCGGCAGAGACAAGAAGGGGGGGAAACUGUCCAAUUCACUACUCUCUCCAUCUGCGCCCUGGACGGCUUGAAAUGAGGACCACAUCCGGGCUGUGUUCCGUGUGAAGAGGCAAGCGGGGCGGCAGUUUCUUCGGCUCUCAAGGACGCAAAAAAAGUGGCCGCCGGCCGAGCUGCGAGGCAUGGAGCGGGACGACACCGACACCGUGAGCGCGUCCAAAAAGACAAUAAUUGCGAAAAUAUUUAAAGUUCGCAAGAGGAGGGAGAUGCUUUUUGUUCAGGUGUGCUUUAUCUGCAGUGUCCUCUUCGUGGCGUGGAGCAUGUCGGCGCUGUUGACCAAGACAGGCCAUGGGAUGAUAGUGGAGGGACACCCGGACAUUGAGCAUUGGGGAAGACGGCUAAUGGCUUCAGUACUGGACAACGAAACAGAGCAGAAGAACUGUUCAGCGCCAGCAAUACACGAGUUCCCCGAUGACCUUUUCACCAUCCAAGAACGAAAGAGUGGGGCUGUUCUGCUGCACAUCGUGGCGGCACUCUACAUGUUUCUGGCUCUCGCUAUAACAUGCGACGAAUACUUUGUGACAUCGCUGGAGAAGAUCUGUGAGAAACUCGAUCUGAGUGAAGAUGUCGCAGGAGCCACCUUCAUGGCAGCUGGCAGUUCUGCACCAGAGCUGUUUGCAUCCAUCAUUGGUGUCUUCAUCACCCACGGUGAUGUGGGGGUGGGGACCAUCGUUGGCUCAGCAGUCUUCAACAUCCUUUGUAUCAUUGGUGUCUGCGGGAUCUUCGCUGGACAGGUGGUGAUUUUGACCUGGUGGGCAGUUUUCAGGGAUUCUUUCUACUACACCCUGUCUGUUUUGGCUUUGAUUGCAUUCAUCUACGAUGAGAAGAUAGUUUGGUGGGAAAGUUUGGUGCUGGUAGUCAUGUAUGCUGGAUAUAUCCUUGUCAUGAAAUUCAACUCCAGCAUGCAGAGAUUUUUCAUGGGGAAGGGGUCAAAGAAGAACGUGGCCAAUGGUAACGCUGCAGCCAGCAGUGAGAUGGAGGAUGGUAAUAUUAGUUAUGACUCUGUUUGGGAUGACGACCCGUCAUUGCCUUUACUCUCAACAGUCAAGCCUAGCAAGGCUUACAGUCGUGGAUCGGUGGUGAUGGUGGACGAGAUCAUGAACGCCAGUCCUUCAAAGUACAGGUUCCCAGAAGCUGGCCUCCGUGUCAUGGUCACCAGCCAUUUUGGACCCAAGACCCGUCUGCGUAUGGCCAGUCGCCUCAUCAUUACAGAGCGCCAGAAGUUGGUCCAGGCUGCCAAUGGAGUGGAGACACAAGUGACUGACGGGAAGGUUGAAAUCGAGAAUGGAAACGUGCCAGAAGACAAACCCACCGAGGCGGAGGAAAACGACACCAUCUCGCCAUUUCGUCUUCCAAGGAAUACUGGCAGCAAGGUGAAGUGGCUGCUCUCGUGGCCUCUGCUCCUGUUGCUGUACUUAACCAUCCCGAACUGUGCCAAGCCUCGCUGGGAGAAAUUCUUCAUGGUCUCCUUCAUCCUGUCCACUGUCUGGAUUGCCGUCUUCUCCUACGUCAUGGUCUGGAUGGUGACUAUAAUUGGGUACACUCUGGGAAUCCCUGAUGUCAUCAUGGGCAUCACUUUCCUGGCAGCAGGCACCAGUGUCCCAGACUGCAUAGCCAGUCUCAUUGUGGCUCGCCAAGGUUUGGGAGAUAUGGCGGUGUCCAACACUAUUGGCAGUAAUGUGUUUGAUAUUCUAGUGGGACUGGGGCUUCCCUGGGCGAUACAGACCAUGUGUGUCAGCUAUGGAUCGGAGGUGAUGAUUAACAGUCGGGGCCUGGUGUACUCAGUGGUGCUUCUGCUGGGCUCUGUGGCCCUAACGGUGCUGGGGAUCCACCUGAAUAAAUGGAGGCUGGACGUGAAGCUGGGCGUGUAUGUCCUAGUCUUGUACGCUAUCUUCCUCUGCUUCUCCGUCAUGAUCGAAUACAACGUAUUCACCUUCGUCAACCUGCCCAUGUGCAUGGAUGACUAGAGCACAACAGCAUGCCUCGGAUACCAAAACCUCAACGCUCCCACAGCAACCCCCAAAUCCUUUUUUCAAUAAUACUGGACCUAUCUGCAGACUCUUUUUCCUCCUUCCUUGCGUUCACUCCCUUGUAAUCCUUUUAGUCCCAAAUAUGAAUCUCAUUUCCUCAAGAGGCAGUACACGCUGUAAGAGUGGACUCCAUUCUAUGUAUCCAAUUUGUCCUCUUGUCACACAGUGCCAGUCCUUAAUGCCAAUUAUUUUGAGCAUUGCCUGUUAUUGCAGUGAAGUCCUUAUUUCCUCUGUGCGCCUGUUAACUUUCUACCCAUCUAGCAUGCCUUUUAGAUGUUGGGGACCUCCAGAAUCAUACGUGUCCCUGUUGUUUGUUGGUGUGUGUUUUCACAUUGUAGAUUUCCACACACCAUUUCCAAAGCCUUUCCAUAAACCAAACCAGAGUCUGUGAAGAACAAAAAAAGAAACCCAUGAGAAACUAUGACUGCAAUCACCUCCCCCCAGUCCCACAUAGAGAACCUUCCUUGAAGUCAUUCCUAAAAGAAUUACUUACCCCAGCACCCAAAGAAAAUAGUACACUCCUUUUUCUCGCUCGACCCCCUGGAGGAGGGCUUUGUCCUUGGCAGCUCCCCUCCUCCACCCUGGACCCGACUCCCCUGGCAUGGCCUUUGGCAUCAGGGAGCAAAUACUGUCAGCGCUUUGCUUCACUCACCCUCCGCAACUCUUCUCAACCCUCAUCUGCCUGAUCAAAUCUGCUUUGUUUUCUUGGGGGGGGGGGAGAAAAAAAAAGACACUUUUGUCAGGACACUUUGUGUCAAGAUGUAUCACAGUCCGGAUCAAUUGACUGUGAGGGUGUUAUGCAUAUGCAGCACGGCACAAUGUAAACUUGUAAACACUUUUUUUGUUGGUUUUUUUGUAUUUAUUUUUUCAAAACAAGGUUUUGUCUAGUCUGAAAUACAGAGGAGAGCUUGUUGCAAAUAUAGGACAUUGCCUGUUUUUCACUGAAACAAAUUGCACAUGGAAAUGCUUUUCUUGCUUUGUGCUGUAAGGAGAUUUGACCACUCAGAGGGGUAUCUGGCUGGUGGUGGCGACUCCACUCCAGCAUUAUUUUCAUUCAGUGGUGGGUCAGUCCACUUUUCCCUCUGCACAACUUCAGAAACAAAAACUUGCUCCAGAUCUGUGGGAUGCAUCUGAUUUUUGCCAUCAUCAGGUGACUAGUUCUCAUCUUGAGACAGCAGCAGAAUGGAGGUAGUUGUUUAAGAAAUGCAAAGAAACCAGACGGUUCUCAACACUGACUGUCUGCUAUAGCACCCUCUUUCCAGUGGGGGGUACUGCAGCCCCUCUACCCACUGCAGGGGUGCCAGCCACAGCCAUCGGUUAUCAGGGAAACUCGAAGGACAACUCCAGGAGGUGGCGAUGGUGAUGGUCUCUUGAUUUUGAAUUACAUGUAGAUAUUGCACUUUAACAGCCAUCCUCUCAUUCUGAAUCAACUAGUGCUUCCUUCUCUGUGUGUGUGUGUGUGUGUGUAUGUGUGUAUUUUCAGUGUAUAUGUGACUGUGUGUGUGAGUGAGAGAACAUUGUAUGUGUGGGUGUGCUCAGUAUGGACCCACACUACUUUUCUCACACCAGACUCUCGAACAGACUGGAACCUCGUUAACACCAUGAGCACACCCGCCUCUGUCUGCAGUGCAUGCUGGGACAUUAAACGCAGCUCCUCCACAGCACAGCAAAAGGCUGAGGGCUUCUGGGCGUCUCCAUGGAAACCGCCCGACCCACUUUACAAAAAUCGGCAGCUACGAGCUACACUGCAAUCCAGACAUUUGACAUCAUGCAAAAAUGCCUGUGAGGAGUCGACAUGUAAGGUGCAGAGACUAAAAACUAAAACGGGUGUGGGGAGUGUUUUAAGUGUUGAACAUAUUCCUCUGCCACACUGUUGGCAGCAGGCACUUGUAUAUGCAAUCUCAAUUUAAAGAAUUCUAUGUGACAGAAGGCCCCUGCAAGGUUGCCAUAUAAAGACGGGGGAUCCCGUGGAGAUGUGACGUCUGUUUGUCUAGUAGUAUUUGAUGUGAGCUCACAGGUGUGCGUUUGUGACAGCGAGAGAACGAAGCCCAAAGGAUGGACAUUUCUGGAACAGUGACUUUGAGGGAAAUCUGAUUUCCCCUCCUACACACACUCACCUCCUUUUUUCUUUUUAUCUACUCUUGUCCCCUCUUGCACAAGGGCAUUAACUCUCCAUCAACCCUAGCUGAAGGAGCAGAGGGGCAGCAGGGAACGCAUAGAUGAAUGGAUUGCUUUCCUCCACCGCCCUCGGUCCCAUUGUCACUUUUCAAAGCACCUGGAUGAGAGCAGACUUGAAGGAAUAAUAAUAUUUUUAAAAAAGUUGGAUGCCCUUAAGCUGCUACUCUAUUGUGGUUCAAAUGGCUGUGUAUACUGGAUGGAGGUGACCACACAGGGCCUAUAGACUCCUCCACACACCCUCUGACAUCCUUGUACAUCACCCCUCCUCCCCCUCAACCUUUUCAGUGCAUCUUCUGUACAUACAGGACCUCAUUUUUUAUGCUUUUUGUGGGGAAGGCACGUCUGUACUGUAUUUUGAGUUGAUUCAGAAUGUGCAGUGCUAAGGUUGUUUUUUUUGUUUUUGUUUUUUUCAAUUUUUUUUUUUUUGUGUGUGUAUUUUUGUUGCUCUGUGUGGUCAUGUCCCAGUUGCCAGGUUUGAGUGGUAACACGACAGUAGGGGGGGAAAAACACUGCUCCUCUUUUUGUCCUCAUCUUUACACACACCGUACCUUCUCACCGGUUGUCUGACUUGCAUCUUUCUUACCAAAAGACACUUUUUUUGGAAGAGGAAAAGUGAAAUUCAGAUGCCAUACUUGUCGUAGCUCUGCAUAGAUCCAGAUUGUAUGGAAAUCCUGUGUACAAACUAAGCGCACACACUUUAGAAAACACACGUUAGAAAUGGAAAUUGAACACGAGAAGACUGGUAUGUAUUUCUUGAUUGAAUGCGACCUGAUGCACUGUGAGCUCAAUGUGACGUGGGAGUUGUUUGUCAAGGAUAAUAAAUGAUUAAAAAAUAUAUUUAAUGUAAAGUUAGUUACUAUAAAACAUUAUUGAGGACAUCUGUAUAACUUAUAUGAAUGUAUUGUCUUGCUAUACUGGACAUAUCCAACCAAUGCAUUUUACUGUAAAGCAAUAAUGUGAAGAAAAAAAUAAAAUAGCAAAAUAAUUCCUGUA
This is a messenger RNA of Siniperca chuatsi (mandarin fish), 6056 nucleotides long. RefSeq names its product solute carrier family 24 member 4b (gene slc24a4b). Lineage: Eukaryota; Metazoa; Chordata; Actinopteri; Centrarchiformes; Sinipercidae. Gene Ontology annotation, cellular component: membrane. The record is from RefSeq and is a predicted model, not a curated record. The coding region runs from base 978 to 2822 and encodes 614 amino acids. Gene Ontology annotation, molecular function: calcium channel activity; calcium, potassium:sodium antiporter activity. The transcript is spliced from 17 exons. Gene Ontology annotation, biological process: intracellular calcium ion homeostasis; calcium ion transmembrane transport.